AUGGUUCAAUGUGAUUCUUGUCAGCAAUGGUUCCAUGCAGAUUGUAUCAACUCCCUACCGAAACGGUUACUUUACGGUGAUACGUUUAUGAACUUUCGUUGCUCAGUAUGCUCCCAAGGUCCCGAAACGUAUGAACGGACCAAUAUGAGCUGGGUGACCAUCGUGCAUCUGGUCAUUUAUAAUCUCAUGAAACAAGCGGAUCUGUCCAAAGACCGCGAUCACAAAUACUUUCGCUGGAAAGAAGACGUGUGUGCCUUUAUUGACGAUUACUGGGAAUACCUUGCUCCUGGUAAACAACGAUCUGUGACUUGGCAUAACACCAUCGCCAGUGUCUUGUCCACCCACAGCAGCAUCUUCUUGUCUGGGUUUGAAAAAUUCCACCAGUCUGCUUGGUGGACGUUGCAUAAAGAAGAACCGCCUGUCAAAGAUACCAAGGCGAAACCUCCGCGCAUCAAACCCACCUUGAAAAAACCACUGAAGCGAAAUCGAGCAACGGAACCUUCAGGAGAACAAGACAGUGCUGACGCAACCAAAAAGCGACCAAAACGAAAAGAGUCAACCACCGAAGUUCAGUCUCCUGCACAGGUCAGGCAAUCGUCACGGCGGAGUAGUUUACGGCAGAACAAACUGAAAACCCGCAAAGAAUCGGCACCUCUCACAAAAGAAAAAGAAGGUGACGCGCUGGAUGAUGAUCUGAGUUCCUUGUCCGAGUUAUCAUCAGACGAGGAGCUAUUUUCUGCGGAAAGCGAUAAUGAGACGCCGGCCGUUUCAUUACCCAAAAGUCAAGCAAGUACGAAAAAGAAAGACGAUACCCACAAACCGUUGGAUAAAGUGAAACAUCACCAAGCUAGCGUACCAUCCGCGACAUCUGCAGCCCAUUAUAAACAAGAUUCAAGAACAAACACAGAUAGUGUCAGUAAACGAAAAGCACCGAUAGAAGCCGAUGGACAAAAAAACGAAGCAGUUACAUCAAAGCAAGCAACGCCAUCUGCCUCCCCUAUCGACGUAUCGACCAAAGAACAUACCCCCCAACUUCCACCGGUCGCUCCGUCAACCAUUGCAGGCGCUCAGACAGAGGUGGUGGAGAAGGCGAAAAGUAAAGAAAUCGCCAAAGACGGCAACAUGAGCGAUCAAGUGAAAGAAACCAAAGAUUCCAAGGAAAUCAAGGAUGCCAAGGAACCUCCCAGGGACGAGAAACCGACCCCCAAGAAACCAUAUACAGCGAUGCUCACGCAACAUGAUGAAUGGUCGCUGUUACAGAAAUUAGAUCAUGCCUCCAAACCGUUACCUUCCUUUGCGGUGCGUUUCAAAAGAAAGCUGGCUGUACGACGUUUGAAACGAAACCUUGGUAUGAAAGUGUUUGAUCUCGAUGCAGUGGUGGCCGCUCAAUUACGCUCCAAAACGGACAUGGCAGUCAUGUCGAAAACAUCUGUCAUUAAACCUGCUAUUAAUCAGGUGGAAGAUGGGGAUGACCUUGCCACACCCGAUGUAUCAAAAACAUUGGUUCCUGAAAUCCCCUUCACACCUUACCGGCAUUCCUUUGCUUCGAGAUUGUAUGGAUUACCGCGGAAAAGUACUACGAUCACACGCGAUGAUCCAUGGUUAUCCCCGUGGAAUGGACGGAAAUUACGACCAUAUAUUCGCCGAGAUUUUGAAAGCAAGCCGACCCGGAUGAAAUUGCUGCUACAAAUCCAAGAAGCCAACGGGAAACCCAAACGACGCUACCAUGAGUCCGUGGAUCACCUUACGCAUCGAGGUGCUAGCAUUGAUUACGUCUAUUUCCAGUCGGAGCAUUUGGAGCAAGUGAAUCAGAUGCUUUGCCGGUCGUUUUGGGAUGGCAUUGAUGUAUCCGAGUCUCUGCAAUUCCCGGAAUUCAGCAUUGUAGUACUGUAUAAACGAUGCGUUAUUGCGUGUGCAUUUAUGACCCCUGAAGCCUAUAUUACUUAUAUUGCUGUGUCACCUGGCUGGGAAGAUGCUGGUAUCGGACAGUUUAUGCUGUAUCAUUUAUUUCAGACGGCGAUCAGCAAGGACGUCACGUUGCAUGUAUCUGCCAACAACAAUGCUAUGAUUCUGUAUCAAAAAUUCGGUUUCAAACCAGAAGAAUUUAUUGUCAACUUUUAUGAUAAAUAUCUGCCUUCCGACAGUCCUUUCAGUAAGAACGCAUUUUUUAUGCGUUUAAGGCGGUAG
Radiomyces spectabilis is the source of this 2187-nucleotide messenger RNA. RefSeq lists its product as uncharacterized. The transcript is spliced from 13 exons. The record is from RefSeq and is a predicted model, not a curated record. Bases 1 to 2187 code for a protein of 728 amino acids. Lineage: Eukaryota; Fungi; Mucoromycota; Mucoromycetes; Mucorales; Radiomycetaceae. Gene Ontology annotation, molecular function: acyltransferase activity, transferring groups other than amino-acyl groups.